UUACGACGACGCGCGCGGCGCGACGCGCCAUGGGCGGCGGACGCGACAAGCGGAAGAAAGUGGCGAAGAAGCUCGGCAAGGUGAGCGCGGAUAAGCGUACGGGGGCGACGAAGACGGCGCUGAAACGAGAGAAGAAUGCGGAAAAAAAUCACAGACGGCUGGAGAGAGGACUGGUGGAGGAUGACAUCGACGCUAUUUUAGCCGCGAUGGCGAUAGAGGACGCGCGGCGCGCGGAGGUGGAGGUGGAGAAGGAUUGCCCGCGACCGCAGGCGCGAGGACACGCGUCGCUGACGGCGACUGUGGUUGGGAGAGGGAAUGAGUUGAUUUUGUACGGCGGCGAACGCGUGACGCCGGGGGAUGAAAAAUGCGUCGUGUACGGUGAUUUGUAUCGAUACGACGUCGACCGCGAUCGAUGGACGAAGGUAUCGAACGCGAAAGGACCGCAUCCGAGGUCGGGACAUCAGGCGUUGGCGUACGGGGGGUACGUGUACGUGUUCGGGGGAGAGUUUACGUCGCCGAAUCAAGAGCGGUUUUUACACCAUCGCGACUGCUGGAGAUUUGAUUUGGAGAGUAACAUUUGGGAGGCAAUGCCGGCGAAGGGAGGGCCAAGCGCGCGGUCGGGGCAUAGGAUGGCGAUUUGGGGGAAGAAGGCGAUCUUAUUCGGCGGGUUUUACGACACUGGACGCGAGGUUCGGUAUUACAACGACGCGUGGGAGUACGAUUUCGAGAAGAGCGAGUGGAAGUGUCGGUGCGCGGGGGGCGAGGGAGCGCUCGGACCGAGUCCGCGCAGCGCGUGUCACGUGGGCGUGCACGAUGACGCGUUCAUCGUGUACGGAGGGUAUUGUAAAAACGUUGACAACGACGGCGACGCCGACGAGGAUCGUAGCGAACGCGGGACGACGUUUUCAGACGCUUGGAAGUUAGAUUUAAAGACGUGGCGAUGGGAAAAGCUGAAGCGACAAGGAUUAGCGCCGAGCGCGCGCGCAGGGGCGUCGAGUGCGAUGCACGCGUUGAAGAAGCGUUUAGUGUUGUUCGGCGGCGUCGUGGAUCACGAGGUCAAGCGCGGCGACGUCAUCGUCUCUGAGUUCUUCACCGACGCGUACAACUUGAACAUGGAGGCCAAGAAAUGGUUCCCUGUCACCUUGUACGGCGAAGAUAAGACGAAAACACACAAAGCGGGGAGCUUGGAAGAGGCCGAGCGCGUCGCCGCCGGGGACGUGGUGAACGAAAACUUUAAUAUUCGCAGCGAGGCGCACCGGGCGGCGAUUAAGAUUCAAGCUCACUUUCGCGGUUAUCAAGUUCGCAAGGCGUACAAGCUAUACAAGGUCGGUGGCGUCGUGAGCGAGUUGCUGUACUCACCCGGAAGUGGAGAGGCGCCGCCGAAAUCCCUCCCGAAACCUCGCGGACGAAUCAACGCCGCCAUAGCGAUCAAGGCGAAUAGCAUGUACUUGUUCGGCGGCGUCGUCGAGCUCGGCGACGUAGAAGUUUCCCUCGACGACGUGUGGAAACUCGAUCUCGGUAAUCGUCCGAAAUGGACGUGCAUCACACCACUCAGCGACGAAGUGUCCGCACAACUCGCCGGCGGCGGCGCGGAAUCCGAUUCCGAUUCCGACGACGGUUCGGGCUCCGACUCGGCGUGA
Molecule: messenger RNA, 1640 nt
Organism: Ostreococcus lucimarinus CCE9901
Lineage: Eukaryota; Viridiplantae; Chlorophyta; Mamiellophyceae; Mamiellales; Bathycoccaceae
Exons: 1
Coding region: 30-1640 (536 amino acids)
Molecular function (GO): protein binding
Source: RefSeq, a predicted model, not a curated record